Messenger RNA from Eucalyptus grandis, 1707 nucleotides. RefSeq names its product homeobox-leucine zipper protein ATHB-4. The record is from RefSeq and is a predicted model, not a curated record. The coding region runs from base 436 to 1329 and encodes 297 amino acids. The transcript has 4 exons. Lineage: Eukaryota; Viridiplantae; Streptophyta; Magnoliopsida; Myrtales; Myrtaceae. Gene Ontology annotation, molecular function: sequence-specific DNA binding; DNA-binding transcription factor activity, RNA polymerase II-specific. Gene Ontology annotation, cellular component: nucleus. Gene Ontology annotation, biological process: regulation of DNA-templated transcription.
GGAGGGGGUGUCUCUCUCUGUGGUGUGGGAACCAUCAAUCAUCAUCAUUCAGGCAAUAGGCUGGACUGACACAAGUCAUCAUUACUCUCUCUCUCUCUCUCUCUGUGCCCCCCUCUCCAUUUAUCUUGACAUUGUCCCAUCCUUUCAUUGUCUUGUUAAAAAAGCCGUGACACCACCAGUGCUGCUGCCCCUUCCAAGACUCAAAAGAGAGGGAAAGCUCAGCCAUUUUCACACCUCUGUUCUUGUUUUGUUCUUGUUCUUGGCCCUUCCUGUUCCGGUUUCUCCUCAGAACCCAGAACACCCAAAAAUCAACAGACCCAGAAGCUGUUGCUGCUGUAGGCAGAGGAAAGAGUAGAAAUUUCUUUUUGUUCUGCUUUGGAGGAAGGAGGAGGAUUUUUGGAUUUGUGCUUGAGCCCGCUCUUGGGGAAAGUGGAAAUGGGUGAGCAAGAUGAUGGGCUGGGGUUGAGCUUGAGCCUGGGAUGCGGGAAGAGCGCAUUGUCUUUGAACCUCAAUCUCGUGGAAGCUCCUGUGCAGUCCAGGCAGAGUCCUGGGCAAAAGUGCUCUUGGAAUGAGAUUUUCCACUCUCCUGAAACAAACUCCAAAACAAGGCCAUUAUUCGGUGGAGUCGGCGUCAACCGAGACAUACUGGUGGUGGAUUUGGAUGAUGAUAAUCAUGUCUCAUCACCUAACAGCACCGUGUCGAGCAUAAGUGGGAAGAGAAGUGAGAGAGACCCGCACGGAGAUAAUGAAGUUGAGGCUGAGAGAACUUCGUGCUCUUGUGAGAGCAUCGAAGAAGAUGGCAGUGGAGGAGAUGGAGCAAGGAAGAAGCUCAGGCUGUCUAGAGAACAGUCAUUGGUGCUAGAGGAGACAUUCAAAGAGCAUAACACUCUUAACCCUAAGCAAAAGCUUGCCUUGGCCAAGCAGCUGAAUCUUAGUCCCAGACAGGUAGAGGUCUGGUUUCAGAACAGGCGUGCCAGGACUAAGACGAAGCAAACUGAGGUGGACUGUGAGUACCUUAAGAGAUGCUGCGACAAUCUCACACAGGAAAACAAGAGGCUGCAGAAGGAAGUGCAGGAGCUCAGAGCACUGAAGCUCUCCCCACAGCUCUACAUGCACAUGAACCCGCCCACCACGCUCACCAUGUGCCCUUCAUGUCAGCGAGUGUCUGUUCCUUCGUCAUCGCUGUCGCCUCCAUCUUCAUCUUCAGUCACUGCCUCAGUGAUUGGCCCCGUGGGGCCGGUCCAUAAUCCUUUUAGUCAGUCUGGACCAUCCAUCAACCCUUGGGCAAGGCUACAGAUGCAACAAGGACUGAACAAUUUGCACUCUUGAUGGCUUUUCUGACAUCUGCGCGACAUGUGCCAAGGCAUAAAAGCAAAGAGGAUCAGCUCAUCCUGACGAUACAUUAGCAAGUAUGAUGUAGAAAGAUCCAACGAUUGGCAAAAUAGAGCGUCUAUUGUCCUUUUUGCUGAUAAUAGGACAUUGAUUGCUGGGAUAGACAAAUCUUAUCCCUGUUUUUAAGGUCGAAAACAUGUAGGGAACGGAAAAGGCGAACGUUAGUUGUUCAUGAAACUUGUUCACUUAGGUAAUUUGAUGAUCUAUCAUGAUGUGCGUGAUUGUCGAAUCUAUUCAAAUGUCGAUGAAUCAUGGUCUCAUCUACCAUGUUGGGUCAUCAGCUGUUUCAAGCAAUUCAAUUGUGAUAUUUGUUGA